Messenger RNA from Labeo rohita (rohu), 6348 nucleotides. RefSeq names its product RNA binding motif protein 15 (gene rbm15). Gene Ontology annotation, cellular component: nucleus. Bases 149 to 2713 code for a protein of 854 amino acids. NCBI's taxonomy places the organism in Eukaryota, Metazoa, Chordata, Actinopteri, Cypriniformes, Cyprinidae. The record is from RefSeq and is a predicted model, not a curated record. Gene Ontology annotation, molecular function: mRNA binding. The transcript has a single exon. Gene Ontology annotation, biological process: regulation of alternative mRNA splicing, via spliceosome.
UAGUCUUGACAAGAUGGCGUAUGCGGUUGUUUUGCCGCAGGGACACUGAACAAAUUAUACAAUUUCUCGUGUAAAUUCGUUGACGUUGCGGUAGCGUAACUGUUAAAAAAGUGUUUUGUUAGGCGCGCGAAGCCAGAGGAUAUCUAACAUGAAAGGGAAAGAGCGGUCGCCGGUGAAAAAGCGUUCAAGGGCCUUGGAUGAUAUACGAGACAGGGGAGGAAGCCACCCGACCAGUAAGAAAAUGGGGGUUAUCUCGAUUUCUGGCGGUGGAAGCAACAACGGCAAUAGUUCGUCGAAAAGCGAAGGGGGUUCUGCACGACGGGGACUCAUCGGAGAUAAAAGAGACGGACGAGAUUUUGACGGACAUGUCUCCAGUCGGACUGGAAAUAACCACGGCUACACUAGCCCUGUUGCGAGCUCCAGCGGCAAGAAUCACGCCUCGAGCCUGUCCUUAGAGGCGGCCGCGCGCACCAACUCGCGAGGAGAGUCGCGCGCCCCGCUUCCCACAAACGAAAGUGAGUACAAAACUUUAAAAAUCAGCGAGCUCGGCUCGCAGCUGAGCGACGAGGAAAUCGAGGACGGCCUUUUUCACGAAUUCAAAAAAUUCGGCGAUGUGAGUGUUAAAAUCAGCCGAGUCAACGACGAGAGAAUCGCAUUCGUCAACUUUAGGAGACCGGAUGAUGCCCGAGCGGCAAAGCACGCCAGAGGACGGCUGGUGCUCUACGACCGUCCUUUGAAAAUUGAGGCGGUCUACUUGAAUAGGAGGCGAAGUCGAUCUCCUGUAGAUAAGGACCAUUUCUCUGUCGUUGCAGGCCAUAGACAUUUGCACACCCAGAGGCCGCUUUCGCCAACCGGUCUGGGUUACAGAGACUACCGGUUACAGCAGCUAGCGCUGGGUCGGCUUCCUCCUCCCCCACCCCCGCCUUUACCGAGGGAGCUUGAAAGAGAAAGAGAAUUCGCCUUUUAUGAAGCCAGGGCGCGGCCCGCGUACAUCGCGGAGCGGGCUGCUCCUUUCCGCGAGGAGGACUUUAUCUCCCCAGAGGACGACCAGAGAGCCAACCGCACACUAUUUCUGGGUAAUUUGGAUAUUACUGUGACUGAAAAUGACUUGAGGAGAGCUUUUGAACGAUUUGGGACCAUCACAGAGGUGGACAUUAAAAGACCCACACGUGGACAAAGCAGCACCUAUGGCUUUCUUAAAUUUGAAAACUUGGACAUGGCCCAUAGAGCAAAAAUUAGCAUGUCUGGGAAAGUUGUGGGCCGAAACCCCAUUAAAAUCGGCUAUGGCAAAGCCACCCCCACCACACGCCUCUGGGUGGGCGGUCUUGGACCUUGGGUGCCCCUGACUGCGUUAGCCAGGGAGUUUGACCGCUUCGGCACUAUCAGGACUAUAGACUACAGAAAAGGCGACACCUGGGCUUACAUUCAGUAUGAAAGCCUGGAUGCCGCUCAGGCGGCCUGCACACACAUGCGUGGAUUUCCUCUCGGCGGUCCUGACAGGAGGCUGAGGGUGGACUUUGCUGACACUGAGCAUCGCUACCAGCAGCAGUUCUUGCAGCCCCUCCCUUUGCAACACUAUGAAAUCGUGGCUGAGUCUUUCGUCCAUCGCGCCACCCCCGAGGCCAUCAGAGUCCGAGAACGGACUCCCCCGCCACUGCACUUCAGAGAACGAGAACUGUACGCCGGGGCUGAAUGGCCCGCACCUGCCAUUCGUGAACGUGUAAGAACUCCUGCAUUUGAGCCCCUCGAACACUUGGAGCGUGAGCGACGGCGAGAGGCGUGGUCGCUGGAGCGGGAGCUCCCAGGCAGGGAUGCUGCACGCAAACGACGGCUCAUGGAGGACGGCAGACAUCUGGAGUGUUCGCCUGACAGCAGCAGCGAGUGGGCGGCCCGUCGUCGCAGACCGCCCUCCCUCGAGGGCAGCCCAGGAGGGAGCAGUCGAGAUGGACGAUUCAGCGACUCCGAGCGGCCAGCGAGAGCGGACCGGGUGUCUCCUGCACGAGAGAGCCGCAGCAGCCUGGACAGAGGCCCUGGUGAAAAGCGCAUCAAAAGCAGCAGCAGCAUCUCAGAGUCCAGCGUCGGCGCGAGCCCUGCGGAGAGAAAGCGCAAAGCGGGCGAUUCGGCCAAAGGUGCCUCAAAGAGGGACCGAUCUGAGAGCAGCUCCAAAAACAGCCAGGCUUCAAAGCAGGACGCAGGGGGCAAGCUGAGCAUGGCCUGGAAUGGCAUGCUGCUCCUCAAAAACAGUAACUUCCCAGCCAGCAUGCACCUCCUGGAGGGGGACCUGAGCGUCGCCAGCAGUCUCCUCAUCGACGGCAGCACGGGUGGUAAAGUCACACAGCUACGCAUCACACAACGUCUUCGCCUCGACCAGCCCAAGAUCGACGAAGUGUCUCGACGCAUCAAAGUCGCAGGCCCAGGCGGGUAUGCGGUUCUACUAGCGGUUCCGGGCACCUCCGAGGAGACUUCGUCUUCAGACCCAGCAGCUUCGACGCAGAGGCCCCUGCGCAACUUGGUUUCAUACCUGAAGCAAAAGCAGGCCGCAGGGGUCAUCAGUUUACCCGUCGGGGGUAGUAGAGAUAAGGACAACACUGGGGUCCUGCACGCAUUUCCACCAUGUGAUUUCUCUCAGCAGUUCUUAGAUUCUUCUGCGAAAGCUCUUGCCAAAACGGAAGAGGACUUCCUGGUCAUGAUCAUUGUGCGAGGAGCAUCUUAACAAUGCUGUUAAUGAUAAUACACACACAAGUGUUGUUAAAUGCAAGCUUCUCUUAAUGUCUCUUAAUUGCAUGCUCUCUAAAGCAGAAGUGGUACUAGAGUAAAGGGCAAAUGUUAUUACCUGCUCUGCCAAACAUGUACAAAAAAAAAAACAGAGAGAAAAGGCCCAUUCAUAUAGCAAAGUUUAGCUCUAUAGCAAUAUAUUUGUUUUCAUUUGCAAUUUAUUCAGAUGUCUAGUUUGUGAUAAGUUGUACCCUGCAUAAAAGAAUGAAUGAUAUUGGGAAUAUUAGAAUAGGAAUUUAAUUUGCUAUUGGUCAUUAAACGCUGUCUAGUUCCAACACUUCCUAUCAACAUGUAUUUCAGUCAGAUUCCAGACAGUCAUCCUUGUACCAAAUUGUUUUUGUGAAUGUUCAUUUCACUCAUGUUCAUGAUUAACAAUUAAUCUGAUUUAAUGGGAACCUGGUUUAUGUGUCUUGAUGCUUUGAACAAUCAUUCAGUAAUGGGGAGUGUAAUAUAGGUAUAUAGAGUCCUGUAGGCCACUAAAACAGGCAGAAUAUUUUGCUCAGUGAACUGCAUGUUGAUGCUAGUGUUGUACAGUAAGCCGUUGCAGAGGUUAAUAUAUGUAGCCAGAAAAUGUCGUCAGUGUUAUAGCAAUUGAUACAGGCUGCAUUUUAACACCCCUUAUCUCAUUAAAAAUAAUUUGAGAACAUAUUUUGAUUAUAAACAGAUAUUUCUAAGCCCUCCUUAGACCAAAGCAUAACAUCAAGCAUUCAGUUUGUGUUUAAAGAAGAAAAAAAGUGUUCAUACUGUUUUUGUGUUUUUGAGUUGGUUUUGAAUGAAGCAUAAUUCUGGUUUCAAAAUGGGAUCGUGUGUUUAAAUUAUGAUUGGUCUCAGUUAAUUAAUUUGAUUAAUACAGUGGUUUUAAUUCAUUUUCCCCCCAUAGGACUGUCAUAAUUUUUCAGGUAAAGCCUAUUUAGAGUGAUGUUGUUAAUAAUGGUAUUCUUAUGAAGGUCUCUUUAUAAAGAUAAAGGCAAAAAGGUGCAUUUGCUAUAAAAACAAGACUUUUCAAAUGAUCACUGUAAAGUGCAUGUGGCCUAUAAUGUGAUAUUGUCAACAUUUGCUAGAUAUGCCAUGUGAGUAGCACUAAGAAAUGAAGCCCUCCUGACUUGAUGCCCUAACGAUUUGGUUCUUGUGCAGCUGUAAGACAGUCCUACGUUUUAUUUCAUUGACAUACUUUUAGUUGACAGUAUCGAUGUACAUUUAAGUAUGUUUUUAGUUGAACAGCCAUUUAUGUUGAGAUCUUACACAGUGUUGUUGGUUCUUAGAUGUCAUUGUUUGAAUGGUUUUAAAAUGCCAGUUUUCUCUAAAAUCCUGAAGACGUAGAAAUUUGUGUUCUUAGUCUGUUUAGCUAAUUGCAGUGUACUGAUCUGAUGCAUAACUAACAUCUUUUCAUGUAUGACUUUUCACACUAAAUUGUGUUUUAAAAGUUGAUCGGUUGGUUAUUUCACGAUAUAACAGCUGUUUGUGUACAUGAAUACAUGGACAUACUGUACGUUCGGUCCCGGCCACACACGACAGGACAGGACAGGAAAUGGACCGUUCCACAAGUGGACUUCACGUGGAAGCAGAAAUGAUUGUUUGAAAUGAUUCAGGAGCCCUUUUGGAUGCACAGGGGCAAGAGCUUUCCAUUUAGUGUUAGUGUACUCUCACUGAGAGCAUCUUCCUGCUUGUGUAAUUGUUUUUUUUUUUUUGUGCUUACAGUUCCCGUAUUUAAACGGAAGUAAUGACACUCUUGAUUUGUGCUGUGUUUACCUAAUUUCUUGAUUGGGGGAGAAAGGAAGCAGUCACUCACUCCUUGCACAGCUCUUGACGUGGCUGUUUGUACACACACAAAAAGUGCACUGGCCCCUCAUUUGAUUAUAUCACGCUAUCAAUAAAUUGUUUCAUUUGAGGGAGAAAAUGUUUAUUCGUUGGAAGUCAAUUGAAGAACGCCUGCCGCUGCUUUUUUCGGUUGUGUUUCGGGAGGAAUUGUUGCUCGAUUGCUUGUUUCUGCUCAGGAAAGAGAAAUUCUCCUCCUUUGUGUUCGGCCCGGGAUCAGUCAUGGCAGUGAGAGCGAAGGGCGAGAGAGCCCUCUUUUGAGGCUUGAUGUUGUUGUUGUGUCCUGGAGUUGCCCCACACGCUAAGUAACCCGAGGGUGCUGCCGCCCCCCAACUCUCAAACAGAUCAGGGAGAAGGGGGCCGUUCUGCUGAGCUUUGAGAAUGAGUGGAGAGAUGAUGUUUGCGCAGACCUUCACCUAAACUGAAAUCUCUGUUUCAGCACCUUCGCUGGCGUCUCUUUCGAGUCUCACAGGCGUGGCGGCUGCUUCCUGUAUGUGUCCUUCAUCUGGAAGUAUCCAGGCUUGCUGUAACCCGUCCGGCCGUACUAUGCAUUGCCAGCACGACUGCCAGCGCGAUAGAGGCCCUGAAUGAACCUCAAAGCGGUGAUUUCCAAUUCAGAGGAGCAGGCGUUUGUUUAUCCCAUCCUUUGAUUUCGUCUGAUAGGAUUUUGUUUUGCUCCAUUGCAAAUCAGUGAAGGAAGAGGAUUUAGAAAAGCCAAAAGCGUUUUUAGCCUUCGAAAUUGUGUCAAGUUUUGAUAGUUUUGUUUUCUUAAACGUUUAUUUUCCGAAAGAGAAAAUGCUGAUCGGUACGUGGUAAAUUGACCUUCCGUUGUGAAGAACCCUUGAACGAAAACAUGCUGCCCCUGUGAACUCCACCCAAAGUUAACAUGGAGUUUGCUUGCGAGGAGCCUCAUCAGGAGGAAGAAAAUGAACUCCACCUCCUUCCCUUCCCUUAGUAAGAUGUCCCGGUCAGCUGCAUCACUUCACCAGCAGCUCAUUCAGGCCUGUGACGUGAGGAUCCAGACCAGUCCUCUGGUGUGGGUGGUGAGUAGGGAGUAUUUGCUUUAUACCAGGUCUUUUGACUUUAGAAGUCUACCUGGUGCAGGUAAGUGUCAGUUAAGCAAAUACAUUAGAAAUGUAGAACAUUGGUUGUGACAUCUUGGGUUUCCAAAGUUUCUAAAAACUUACUUGUUUCUUCUGGGGAAAAAAGAAGAAUGUAGAAAUCUAUGUAAUAUUUGAAGUAGAUAAUUUGAGAUAAUUGUGCUGGUAAUUUUACACAUGUAAAUUGGCAACAAUGAUCAAAUGUUAACAAGUUCCACCAAAGUUAAAGUUGUCAUCAUUUAUGCUUCUCAUGAUUUUCUUCUGUGGAACAAAUAAGGUAUUUUAAAAAAUGAAUGUCUUUUUUUCUCCAUUUAGCUUUUUUUUUUUUUUUCAGUUGAAUGGGUAAAAAUAGUUAAAGCAUUCUUCAGAAUUCUUCUUUUUGUGUUCCACAGAGGAAAGUCAUGUGACUCUGGACCACAAAAUGAGCCAUAAGUCGCACAGGUAUAUUUGUAGCAAUAGCCAAAAAUACAUUGUAUGGGUCAAAAUUAUCAAUUUUUCUUUUAUGCCAAAAAUCAUUAGGCUAUUAAGUAAAGAUUAUGUUCCAUGAUAUAAAUAUAUCAAAACUUAAUUUUUGAUUAGUGUUAUGCAUUGCUAAGUACUUCAUUUGGACAACUUUAAAGAAAGGCAAUUUUCUGAAUAUUUUUUUUUUUUUUUUUUU